Apiotrichum porosum is the source of this 792-nucleotide messenger RNA. It is a transcript of the gene VMA8, whose product is annotated as H(+)-transporting V1 sector ATPase subunit D. The record is from RefSeq and is a predicted model, not a curated record. Gene Ontology annotation, molecular function: proton-transporting ATPase activity, rotational mechanism. Gene Ontology annotation, biological process: vacuolar acidification. Lineage: Eukaryota; Fungi; Basidiomycota; Tremellomycetes; Trichosporonales; Trichosporonaceae. Gene Ontology annotation, cellular component: fungal-type vacuole membrane; vacuolar proton-transporting V-type ATPase complex. The transcript has 5 exons. Bases 1 to 792 code for a protein of 263 amino acids.
AUGUCCGGCACCGGCCCCCGCGAGGCAAUCUUCCCGACUCGUAUGAACCUCACCCUCACCAAGGGCAGGCUGAAGGGCGCCCAGACCGGCCACUCCCUCCUCGCCAAGAAGCGCGACGCGCUCACCACCCGCUUCCGCACCAUCCUGCGUAAAGUCGACGAGGCCAAGCGCGCGAUGGGCCGUGUCCUCCAGCUGGCCUCCUUCUCCCUCGCCGAGGUGACCUACACCGCCGGCGAUAUCGGAUACCAGGUCCAGGAGAGUGUGCGCAAGGCUUCGUACACCGUUGCAGCCAAGCAGGAGAACGUGUCGGGUGUCGUCUUGCCUGCGUUCGAGGGUGUGAGGUCUGGCGCCGCUAGUGACUUCAAUCUCACGGGUCUCUCGCGUGGUGGACAGCAGAUCCAACGCAGUCGAGACACGUAUGUCAAGGCUGUCGGCACGCUUGUCGAGCUCGCGUCUCUCCAGACCGCCUUCACUAUUCUUGACGAGGUCAUCCGCGCGACCAACCGCCGUGUAAACGCCAUCGAGCACGUCGUCAUUCCCCGUCUCGAGAACACUAUCAAGUACAUCAACUCGGAGCUUGACGAGAUGGACCGUGAAGAGUUCUUCCGCCUCAAGAAGGUGCAGGGCAAGAAGAAGCGCGAUGCUGCUGCGGCCGACACCGACCGUUCUGUCGCCAACGCCGAGGCGGAGGCCCAGGGGGAGGAGGUGCACAAGGAUGACGGCGUUGGAGGCGGUGCUGCGGGAGGCGGCGACAUGCUCGACCAGCACAAGGACGACGACGUCAUCUUCUAA